This is a messenger RNA of Gossypium arboreum, 756 nucleotides long. RefSeq names its product receptor-like protein EIX2. Gene Ontology annotation, molecular function: protein binding. NCBI's taxonomy places the organism in Eukaryota, Viridiplantae, Streptophyta, Magnoliopsida, Malvales, Malvaceae. Bases 1 to 756 code for a protein of 251 amino acids. The record is from RefSeq and is a predicted model, not a curated record. The transcript is spliced from 3 exons.
AUGGCAAAAAAAGAGAGUUUAGAUCGAAGAAUUGAACAUCACAUCUUAUAUAAUGGACUUGUAAGGUUCUUCCAAGUUAGGUAUGUUGAUGAGGCAUUGCUUACAUGGAAGGGAACAAAACAAAGCUAUCCACAGCUUGGACUGCUACUAGCCAUUGAUCUCUCUUCUAACAAAUUAACAGGAGAGAUUCCAGAAGAAUUAAAUAGUCUUCAAGAACUAGUUGCAUUGAACUUGUCAAGAAACAUUUUUACCCGAAAAGUUCUUCAAAAGAUCGGGCAUCUAAUGAAACUAGAGGUGCUUGACCUGUCAAGAAACAAGUUUUCAGGAAACAUACCAACGAGCUUGUCUAAAUUAACAUUUCUAAGUACCUUGUACUUUUCUUACAAUGACUUGUCUGGAAAAAUUCCAACCAGCACUCAGCUACAGAGCUUUGAUCCUUCAUCAUUUUCUCAUAAUAGAGGACUUUGUGGUCCUCCUGUUUCACCGAAUUGCUCAAUGGUGGAACCAUCUCCUGCAAACCUGCAUGUCGUGUUCUUCAAGCGUUCAUGGAGGCAUUCAUAUUAUCGUUACUUGGAUAAUGCAAAGGAUUGGGUUUAUGUUUCAUUUGUUUUAUUGAAAGCAAGAGUACUUGGGAGCAACGAGAGUGAAAAACAGGUGGAUAUAGAACAUUUGAGCAGUCCAGAAACUAAACACAUGCAACAAAGUUUCACACAGGUAGACCACACAGUCAUGUGGCUCACAUGGACAUACGGCUAG